GGCGAUCCAGGCCGGGUCUCCGCUCUCUCCCUCCCUCGUCCCUCCCCUUCCCCUCCCUCCUUCUUCCUCUCCAUCGGCUGCUCGGCGCUGGUGCUGGUCCCACCCAGCCGGCCUGGGCCUCACGGGGGCGGCGACCAUGCACCGCGUGCUCCCCAGCCAGCGCCCCCCGGUCUCCUCCUCCUCGUCCUCCUCCUCGGGGUCCUUCCAGGCCCCUCCGCCGCCGCCGCCGCCCGCCACCGACCUGCAGCCGCUCUUCUUGGGAGGGAGGCGGAGAGAGAGCGGGCUCGGCCUCAGCUCCAGCUCCAGCGGGGGCUCCCGGAGGGGGCGGCGGGGCUCGGUGUCCAGCUCCACGGGGACCAGGAGCAGCCCGCGCAGCAGCGAGGAAGAGGAGGAAGAAGAGGAAGAGGAGGAGGCCAAGCCGCUGGUGCCGCUGCAGGAGCCCCCCGCCGCCCCUUCCGCGCCGGGCCCCGCCAGCCCUUCCUCCUCCUCCUCCUCCUCUUCCUCGUCUUCUUCUUCUGGAGGCGGCAUGACAGCGGGGGAGCCUCUCUCGGGGCCCGGGGGAGGCAACGGCAGCGGCCCCAGGCACCGAGGGUCCCGCUGGGGCUUCCAGGCGCUGUCCCUGGUGCUGCUCUUAGGCCAAGGCGCCCUGCUGGACCUCUACCUGAUCGCCGUCACGGAUUUGUACUGGUGCAGCUGGAUUGCCACGGAUUUGGUCCUGGCUGCCGGGUGGGGCAUCUUCUUCUGCCGGAACAGCCGCGCCCGACGCCGAGGGGCAGCAGGAGCAGCAGGACAAGGCCAGUUCUCCCCGCCGCCGCCGCCUCCUCCGCCGCCUCCCCUGCACCCGCUGCUGGGCCACCCUCCCCACGGCGGGCGCGGCGCCGCGGCCUCCUCGUCCUCGUCCGGCAAAGCGGCCGGUCCCGCUGGCGGCAAACCCGGCGGGGACUUCGCCUACGCGCACCUGGCCUGGCUGAUCUACGCCAUCGCCUUCACGCCCAAGGCGGCGCUGAUCCUGGGCACCUCCAUCCUGGAGCUGGUAGAGCUGCGCCUCCCGCUCGGCGCCACCGGCUUCCGCCUGACCCUCGCCCUCUCCGCCCCGCUGCUCUACUGCCUGCUCCGGGCCAUCGGGGCCGGCGAAGGGGAGCACGAGGAGGACGGGGAAGACGGGGACGGCGCCUCCGCCUCCUCCUCCUCGGCCGGGGGACAGCUGCUCCUUCCGCCCCAGCACCGCGCCGCCGCUGCUUUCCUCGGCACCUGCUUAGACCUGCUGGACAGCUUCUCCCUCCUGGAGCAGCUGCUGCUCCUCCCGCCCGCGCCGCCCGCCUCGCCCUCGGCCGCCGCCGCCGCCGCCUCCUCCUCGCCGCCCCGCGCCGGCCCCGCGCUGCCCCCGCCGCUGCGCUUCCUGCUCCUGGGCGUGUACUUCGCCUGCCUGGCCUCGCCCGUGCUCUGGCUCUACGAGCUGGGCGCCCCCCGCCGGCCCGGCCCCGCCCGCCUGGCGCUGCACUGGCUCCUGCCCGCGGGGCUCCUCGACGCGCCGCUCCUCGCCCUCCGCGCCCUCCUCCUCCUCCGCCACCAGCAGCCGCUCUCCGUCUUCAUGCUCAAGAACCUCUUCUUCCUCGCCUGCCGGGGCCUCGAGGCCCUCGAGGGCGCCUGCCUCCUCCUCCGCCGACGACGACGGCGAAAGGCGCCCCCCGCCCACGCACACGCCGCCCCCGCCGGGCAGCUCAGCCGAGGGCUCUCCGAGAACGACGUCGGGCCCCACGGAUACGUCAACACCUUGGCCGUCAGCGCCCAGAGCUGAGCCCGCCCGAGCGAGGGAGGGAGCCCACUCCGCCCCAGGACGCCUUCUCAGUCCUUGGUACUCUACUCACUUAGACCAAACCUCCCCCCCCUCAGCCCCAGGACCCCCACUCAGACCGAGGCCCAUGCAGCCCCAA
Molecule: messenger RNA, 1934 nt
Organism: Anolis carolinensis (green anole)
Lineage: Eukaryota; Metazoa; Chordata; Lepidosauria; Squamata; Anolidae
Gene: tmem121b
Product: transmembrane protein 121B
Exons: 1
Coding region: 137-1798 (553 amino acids)
Source: RefSeq, a predicted model, not a curated record